CCCAGUCUGUCUUGAUUCUACGAUCCUCCUGCUCCCCUAAAAAUAAUUUAAUACGUGUUUCUACCACCACUCCCUUUCAAAUAGGAAUAUUAAUAAGUCUUUCUGUUUCUUUGUGUCUUUCUAUUUCUGUCUUCAAAAUCCAUUUUUUCCUUUCUGUCCGUUUAAUUGAACCAGUUAAAAAGCAUAAUUAGCAUUUAAAUCUUUUUCCUACAGUCACCCUCCCUUCCUCCCUCCCUCUCUCUCUCUCCCUCUCUCUCUCUCUCUCUCUUUCUCACUCACUCGCUCAUGUCUCUGUCGCUAAGGCAACCAAUGCUUUUUCCCACUCCCUCUCCCUAUCUCCCCCUCUCGGAGUCUCUUUCCCUCACUCCCCUGCUUCAGCCGUGAGAGAGAUGGUCGGUGGAGUAAAGGCUCAUUGAAAAGACUGAAGCGAUGGAGCGAUGCUCCAUCCCUCCUGCCUCCGCUCUCUACUGCCUCCUUCUGGCCGCUGUGGUGACGUGCCCCACCCGGGGUGACUCGAACGAGCCCAACUGGGAGGAGCUCGGCGAGAUGCAGGUGGAGGCGCUCUCCGCCCAGCUGGCCGUCACUGCCCAGGCCACGCCCACGCCCCUCUGGGCAGUGGUCUGGGGCCCGACGCAGACCCUCGAGGACGAGACGCAACACUUCCUCCCCAGCCAGGAAACGGACCACUGGCAGGCGUCCACCGACGAGACCUGGCCGCAUCACCAGAGCCCCCCGACCACCCAGACACAACAGCAGCUCCCGUCCCUGGAGGCGAAGGACGUGGUGUCUGGCGACGACAGCAAGACCGACACAGAGGAGGAGACUGAGGAAGUGGAUCCUCAGUUCUAUGUCACAGUGACCAUCUCAUCUGUGCUGAUUCUUGCAGCUGUCAUCAUAACUGCCAAACUCUGUUACGACCGCAGCUGUUCCCGGCAUCCACCUCCGCUCUCCCGCGGCGGGGCGCCCCCCCUGUCGCUCGCCAUCCCGCGCGCCCUCGCCCAGGAGGACAGUAGGCAGACGCUGCACAGCACCCCCUCCUUCGGCGACAGGGAGAGGUAUCUGCAUCUGCGUGUGUGUGUGUGUGUGUGAGUGUUAUGAAAGGCGGGGGGGGCGUAUUAUUUUGUAUUCCAGUCAUAAGUGUUUUGCCAAUCCAAGUAAUGUUGCUAAAAUACAGAAUUAUGCACAUGGACAUGUGGGCUUUGUGUAUUGGACACGUGUCUAUCUUCAUAUCAGGGUGAUGACAGCAGAGAUUGUAGUCUACUCUGUAUCAACAAUGGGUGUUUGUGUUAUUCUGUGUGUGUGUGUGUUUGUUUGUUUUAGUGUGGCAUAUUUGUGUUUAGUUGUGUUUUGAUAUGAGUGUCACAGGACAUGGUUGAUCAUAUCUGUGUAAUUGCAUGUUACUCUGCGCGCAUGUGGGGGAAGGUGUUUCCUCAAGCAUCAACAGUGCUACUUGUCAUUAUUUAGCAUCCAGCGCUUAAGUCUCCAGAUCUGUGGAUCUGUCAGUGUGAAUAUUGCCACUGCCAAAUCACACUGCAGUAAGCAGUGAAAGCAAUGUCCGUGAAAUAGGACUCUUUUUUUUUCUCUCAGGGAGAGGAUUUUCAAGUUAAUCUCAUACGGGAUAAUGGAGCACAAUUUCUCCUCUCUGUCACUUCCCCUCUUUCUCUCUCUCCCUCCUUUCCCUUGUCUUUCCAUUCUUGUCUUCUCCUGCAGGAUUCCUGUGGUCAAUCUCUAAGGACGACUGUUUCCACAAAUUUGAUAAGCAUUUAUACCGGCCACUGAGAAUCUGCCGUUGGUGUGGAGAGUGUGUGUAUAUACAGUACAUAUAUCUAUUUUGGACUAUGAAACCAGGAGUUUAGGUGUUCCUCGUCCAUUGUGAGAGCUUCCAGCUCAGCGACGUAGAUCACACACACACAGCUGCGGCCGCUGGCUUCGUUCCUCUCCGCUCCUCUCUUCUCUUCCACCAUGACACAGAGUGUAUUUCAUGUUUUGGCAGCACUUGGCUCCCCGCGUCCUUGUUGAUGAACAUAGCCAUUCCAAAAAGCUGUUCCACCACGCGCAGUGCAGUAUGUCAUGGAGUUGGCUAAAGACACCGUCAUCAAAUCAUUUACUUGAUAAACAUCAGUUUGUGCCAGUGACAUUUUGGCAGGGAGAGUUCUUGAACUACUGAGUGCCUCCCUGUCACCCCCACCCACCCACCCGCACUAAACUGCAGGUGCAGUUGGUGGCUAGAGUGCUUAAUUGGAUUCUUUUUUUUUUUUUUAUUAAAAAGAAUUGACUCGACAGUCAGUUCUAAUAAAACGAUGGUACUUAAGGUCUUAAGAUGUUGAUGAUCAGACAAUUCGAGGGUGCGAAAGCACACAAAUUAGCAUUUUAACAAGCUUCAUUAAGGAAGGACACAAGCGCAGAGCCAAGCAGAAUUUCUGUGACAUACAAUUGCUUUCUAGACUGUUCUGUUUUCUUUAGUUAUCUCUUGACCAUGACAUUCAGCACUGACAGGUACUGCCACAUUAGCUAGUGCUACAAAAUGUUCUAGAAUGAUCCUAACACCAAGUGCUCAUAGUGUGUUAAUUUUAGCUCACUGCUUUGGACUAAGAUGAGGAGGAAAGAAGGUAGAGACUUAACCCUACUCAGCAGAAGGGUUAAAAUAAUCAGGGCCCCCCCCCACCCCCACCCCCAAAGACCAGGAGGUGUGUGUGUGGUGGUGGUGGUGGGGGGUUAUCUUUCAAAGCUGAGUGAACAGUGUUAGAGUUAGCCUGAUGGAGCUGUGCCAACACGUUUAACAUAAUCCCUGAGGUAGCCAUCCUGGUAUUUAAGGCACACCUCCACUCUUGCUCACAUGGGAAGGCUCAGUCAGAAGUUGAGAAUGUCCUUAAAACUUUGCAGUAUGCACUUUUGAAUGUUAUGCCAACCAAAACAUGAGAUGAUGAGAAAUGUUCUCUUGCUUCCAACUGCAGAGGGUGGUUGAGGUGCGACUUUGAGGUCUUCGACUAUGUUCAGCGUCAGGUUAACCUCCACUGAGUUUGGGGAAUAGCCCCCUCAGUGGGUGUUCACUACCGUGACUGACUUUAUGUGCUGUGACAUCGUAUGUAGUUUGUUCAGUACAGUAUUAUGUCAUCUGAGUCACAUUGCUGUGAAACUAUGGACCACUGUACACGUUAACGCUCAAUAAAGAGCUAACACUUUGUGAUG
Messenger RNA from Alosa sapidissima (American shad), 3189 nucleotides. RefSeq names its product PILR alpha associated neural protein (gene pianp). Gene Ontology annotation, cellular component: membrane. NCBI's taxonomy places the organism in Eukaryota, Metazoa, Chordata, Actinopteri, Clupeiformes, Clupeidae. The coding region runs from base 430 to 1089 and encodes 219 amino acids. The record is from RefSeq and is a predicted model, not a curated record. Gene Ontology annotation, biological process: regulation of immune response. The transcript has 5 exons.